AUGUCGGUCAACAACACACCCGUCUACAAAACAUACGUCUACAACAUCCCGUCAACAACACGCCUGUCAACAACACAAACGUCCACAACAAACCAGCCAACAACACACCCGUCAAUAACACACCCCACGCCCGUGAACAAGACACCCGUCUACAACACACGCUUCUACAACACACCCGUUUACAACACACCCGUCUACAACACACCCCUCAACAACAAACCCGUCAACAACACAAUCGUCAACAAUAUACCCGUCAACAACACACCCGUCUUCAACACACGCUUCCACAACACACCCGUCGACAACACACCAGCCAACAACACGCCCGUCGACAACAUACCCGUCAACAACACAAUCGUCAACAAUAUACCCGUCAACAACACACCCGUCUUCAACACACGCUUCCACAACACACCCGUCGACAACACACCAGCCAACAACACGCCCGUCGACAACAUACGCGUCAACAACACACCCGUCAACAACAAACCCGUCAAAAUCACACACGUCAACAACAAGCCCGUCAACAACACGCCCCCAACAACACACCCGUCAAUAACACACCCCACGCCCGUGAACAAGACACCCGUCUACAACACACGCUUCUACAACACACCCGUUUACAACACACCCGUCUACAACACACCCCUCAACAACAAACCCGUCAACAACACAAUCGUCAACAAUAUACCCGUCAACAACACACCCGUCUUCAACACACGCUUCCACAACACACCCGUCGACAACACACCAGCCAACAACACGCCCGUCGACAACAUACCCGUCAACAACACAAUCGUCAACAAUAUACCCGUCAACAACACACCCGUCUUCAACACACGCUUCCACAACACACCCGUCGACAACACACCAGCCAACAACACGCCCGUCGACAACAUACCCGUCAACAACACACCCGUCAACAACAAACCCGUCAAAAACACACACGUCAACAACAAGCCCGUCAACAACACGCCCGUGUUUGAGGAGAAGAGAGACCAACCACAGCUGGGAAUCAUCACGGUGGAGCCACUUUUUACUGUGCCAUCGCAAUGGGACCGUGUGGUGACUGUGCCCCUCUACAACCCCCAUGUCCCUGUCGUCGAUAUUCUCACCUUCCUUGCCAGGUACGUCGUCAAGGUUGGGAACGGCACCAAGGUCAAGAACACCCUAGGAUUUAACCAAAAAAGGCCAGGUCAAGGUGACACUCAAGAUGGAUGGUAA
Carcharodon carcharias (great white shark) is the source of this 1224-nucleotide messenger RNA. RefSeq names its product repetitive proline-rich cell wall protein 1-like. Lineage: Eukaryota; Metazoa; Chordata; Chondrichthyes; Lamniformes; Lamnidae. The transcript is spliced from 3 exons. Gene Ontology annotation, molecular function: calcium ion binding. The coding region runs from base 1 to 1224 and encodes 407 amino acids. Gene Ontology annotation, biological process: negative regulation of protein sumoylation. The record is from RefSeq and is a predicted model, not a curated record.